This is a messenger RNA of Solea solea (common sole), 625 nucleotides long. RefSeq names its product gastrotropin-like. Gene Ontology annotation, cellular component: cytosol; nucleus. Gene Ontology annotation, biological process: fatty acid transport. The transcript has 4 exons. Bases 43 to 420 code for a protein of 125 amino acids. Gene Ontology annotation, molecular function: fatty acid binding. Lineage: Eukaryota; Metazoa; Chordata; Actinopteri; Pleuronectiformes; Soleidae. The record is from RefSeq and is a predicted model, not a curated record.
GUUUUUAUUCUACUCCUUUCUAACCUCCUGUCUUUCACCAUCAUGGCUUUCACUGGGAAAUAUGAGCUGGAGAGUCAGGAGAAGUAUGAGGAAUUUCUGGAAGCGAUAGGACUUUCCUCUGCCAAGACGGACCACAAAGUGGUGACAGAGGUGGUUCAGGACGGGGACAGCUUCACCUGGACACAGUCCAUCCCCAACUGGACCUGGUCUAAUAACUUCACCGUUGGCCAGGAGUGUGAGCUGGCGACAAUGAAAGGCUCCAGAUUCAAGGCCACCGUUGCUCUGGAGGACGGCAAGAUUUCAAUACCGUUUCCUCAGUAUCACUUUACGGCAGAGAUCAAAGAUGACAAACUGUUAAUGAAUUGCGUAACUCCAGGAGAGAAGGGUGUGACUUUCAAACGAGUCAGCAAACGAAUCUAAUGCUGCGAGACUGAACAUGCCGCAAAGGAGAAGAGGCUGUGGAAGUGAAACACAUCGUGGAUGUGCUCCAGUUACAAACCACUUCCACAUCUCACGUUAGGAGCAAGUGGGAUUUGUCUCCUAUAUACCGUCAAUGUUAUCGUCCUCUAUGCUGUAUUUCCACACGUUGACCAUGUUUAUUCCAAUAAAAAGAUGACAUGUUUUA